This is a messenger RNA of Oreochromis aureus, 2083 nucleotides long. RefSeq names its product kynurenine 3-monooxygenase. The record is from RefSeq and is a predicted model, not a curated record. Gene Ontology annotation, molecular function: NAD(P)H oxidase H2O2-forming activity; FAD binding; kynurenine 3-monooxygenase activity. The coding region runs from base 212 to 1627 and encodes 471 amino acids. Gene Ontology annotation, biological process: NAD+ metabolic process; L-tryptophan catabolic process; quinolinate biosynthetic process. The transcript is spliced from 16 exons. Gene Ontology annotation, cellular component: mitochondrial outer membrane. Lineage: Eukaryota; Metazoa; Chordata; Actinopteri; Cichliformes; Cichlidae.
CCGUUUCCGUUAAAGAUUCCGGUAACGUCCUCCCCAAAAACAUAUGUCUGCUGUGAACUUUUGUGCACUCCUAUUACGACUGAACUCGUAAUAGGACAUUAGCUUGGUGAAUGUUUUCACUUUCAGGAUUAAUAUCCCGCAAUAAGCUAUCCCGUCAGUGCCUUUGGACUGGACACCGUGUGGGUCAGAGAGCUGGAGCACCCUGAGCACAAUGGAGAGAUCAGCAAGCAGACAGAGCAGGAAAAAAGUUGUAGCAGUGGUGGGAGGUGGUUUGGUUGGGGCACUGAAUGCCUGCUUCUUUGCAAAACGAGGCUUUGAUGUGGAACUCUUUGAAAGUCGGGAAGAUAUCCGACGUGCUAAGAUUGUGAAGGGGAGAAGCAUCAACCUGGCCUUGUCUCAUCGAGGCCGGCAAGCACUGAAACAUGUUGGACUGGAGGAGAAGAUUGUUGCCCAAGGAAUCCCAAUGCAUGCAAGAAUGAUUCAUUCGCUGGAUGGGAAACAGUCCCCAAUCCCUUAUGGCAGGAAAGGCCAGUACAUCCUGUCGGUAGACCGAGCCAAUUUGAACAAAGAGCUGCUAACAGCGGCAGAGACAUAUCCAAAUACAAAGAUGAACUUCGACCAUAAACUGCAGGACUGGAAUGCUGAAACGGGUCUGAUGACCUUUGUCAGGUUGGACGGGUCCAAGGAGCAGGUCAAGGCAGACUUGAUUGUGGGGUGUGAUGGGGCUUUCUCUGCCGUCCGCAAGCAGUUCCUUCGACGUAGCCGCUUUGACUAUAGCCAGACCUACAUCCCUCAUGGCUACAUGGAGCUCACUAUGCCACCCAUUAAUGGAGAGUUUGCUAUGAAGCCUAAUUAUCUACACAUCUGGCCACGAAACACAUUUAUGAUGAUCGCCCUGCCCAACUUGGACAAGACAUUCACCUGUACCCUUUUCAUGCCCUUUGAAGAUUUUGAGAAGAUCACCACAGGAGAUGAAGUCAUCGAGUUUUUCCAGAAAUACUUCCCUGACACCAUACCACUAAUAGGAGCGGAUACUCUCCAGAGAGAUUAUUUCCGAUUGCCUGCGCAGGCCAUGGUGUCUGUCAAAUGCAACCCAUAUCACAUUGGUGACACGUGCGUCCUUAUGGGCGAUGCAGCCCAUGCAGUAGUGCCUUUCUAUGGACAAGGAAUGAAUGCUGGCUUUGAGGACUGCAUUGUCUUUGACGAAAUAAUGGAUCAAUUCAAUGAGGAUUUCAGAGCUGUUCUGCCUGAGUAUACCAGAGUUCGGGUUCCGGACGACCACGCAAUUGCUGACCUGGCCAUGUACAACUACAUCGAAAUGCGAGCACACGUCAACUCCAAAUGGUUCAUUUUCAGAAAAUAUGUUGACAACAUCCUCCACUUCUUCAUGCCAAAGACAAUAAUUCCACUUUACACAAUGGUCACUUUCACUAGGACCAGAUACCACGAAGCAGUCAAGCGGUGGCACUGGCAAAACAAAGUGAUAAACCGUGGCCUGCUGCUCAGUGCUGUGGGGGCUGUUCUUGGUGGUUCCUACCUGCUCAUUAAAAAUCCUCCAGACAUCAACAAGCUCAUCGUCUCUGCUGAGAAAAUGUGGGACAGGCUUGUGGCUCUCAGGACGCUCUGAGCACAGGCAUCGUUGCUGAUCUCACAGACAGGUGUACAGACUAUAGUGUUAAACACUAGAAAAGAAUUGAGAGGCGCCCAAAUAUUAAUUAGAUUUUGACUAAAUGAUCUAAUUCACAGCUAUAACUCCAGUAAUGGCAAAUUACUCCAAUGAUGGCUGCCCUCACUUCAAGGACUGACAGUGAUUGAUCAGAAUGACUUACACCAUUUCAUUAGUGUUAUACUGAUAAUGAUCAGCAGUGAUGAGCAGAACACUGGGGUUUUAAUUAUGAAGCAAGUUUUAAUUCGAGAACACAGCCUCAGUAUUAGGUGUGUGUAGAGGUUUUUACUGUUUUUACACAAGAAUGAUGUCAGCUUUUUUUCUUUGUCUCCACUGGGCCCAGUGACAUUUACUUCAUGCAACAUCUGGGAUUUGUUUUUGUUUUUAAAGGUGCAUUAAAUCAUCUGAGUUAUUUUA